AAAUAAAGAACUUCGUUAAUAAAUUAAAAAUUUAUUUAAUUUAAAUUGAAAAAAAUGAAAGAUAUGAUUUCUAAAUAUUAUAAAUAUUAGAAAUUACUCAAUAAUAAAAUUGCAAAAUUCAAAUUUUUUAUUUUAUAAUUUAAUGUAAUUACUUUUAUAAUAUGAAUUAUAUAACAAACAAAUAUAUAAAAGAAUAAUAAAAUCUUAAUUAUGGAUAUUAAAAACAUUUAAUAUAGUAUUUUAUGAGUAUAGAUACAAGUUCAUUCAAUAGAUAUAUACUUAUAUAUAACAUAUAAGUUACUAAUAAUUAUUGACUUUAUUGAUAUAAAUUUGAAAUUGUAACAUUUAUAUUAAAUAUAUUUCAUAUUUACAUAAUAAUGACAGUUAGUAGUCAGGAAGGAUUUAAAUAUAUCAUACAAAAACAAGAACAACAAAAAAUAUGUUUUGGAUCAGGAUGUCCUCGAGAUAUAUUUUCAAAAAAAUAUAUGAAUCCAUUUAUGAGAUAUCAUACAUUAGAAGAUUAUCCAAAUAUAGCACCAAAUUCAUAUAAUGUCCUAGAAUCAUUUAAAGCAAUUAAAACGAAACCUUGUUCUCAUAGUAUUAGUAAAAAAGGUUACAGCGGAAUUGCUAGAUUUAGUAAAAAAAUUAUGUUUAAAGAUAGUUAUCCAUCACCAUCACAUUAUGAUACUUAUGUAUUUCCUAAAUUAAUACAUAAAUCCAAGUAUCCAUUUGACUCUAAUAGUAAAAGACAAACAUUUUUUAGUAAUACAAUGCCAGGUCCAGGAAUGUAUGCUAAUAUGAAAAAAAAAGUUAACAUGGUACAGCAUAGUUUUGGAGGUAAAGUCAAAAUGAAACUUGGAGUGGAGCUUAAAUGUUGUAAUCGAAAUACAGACUCUUGCAAAAUAUGUGGAAAAAAACCAAUUGGUGAUUAUUGGCAUUUUAAAAAUGAAAUAUUUUUAUGUAGAUCAUGUAUGGAUAAAGAAUAUGAAAAAGAAAUAAAAUUCAAAAGAAAGGAAUUAAAAAAAUUUCAUAAAAUACGUGAUUGUUCGAUUAUGCAUCAACAUGAAACUACAACUGCAAAAAUAUGGUUGAUACAUCCUGCAAGAGCUGAACAAUGGAUACGUAAAGAAGCUUAUCUUUCUAUUUAUUUCAAUGAAUAGAUUGAUAUAUAUUAUAUAAUUAUAUAAUUUUUAUAAUUAUAAUUAUAUAAUAAUAAAAUAUUACAAAUAAAAUAUUAUUUUAAAAACUUAGCAAAA
Messenger RNA from Apis cerana (Asiatic honeybee), 1256 nucleotides. RefSeq lists its product as uncharacterized. Gene Ontology annotation, molecular function: cytoskeletal protein binding. Lineage: Eukaryota; Metazoa; Arthropoda; Insecta; Hymenoptera; Apidae. Gene Ontology annotation, biological process: regulation of cell projection organization. The record is from RefSeq and is a predicted model, not a curated record.